This is a messenger RNA of Mandrillus leucophaeus (drill), 2319 nucleotides long. RefSeq names its product BCL2/adenovirus E1B 19kDa interacting protein 2 (gene BNIP2). The coding region runs from base 165 to 1109 and encodes 314 amino acids. Gene Ontology annotation, biological process: apoptotic process. The transcript is spliced from 10 exons. Lineage: Eukaryota; Metazoa; Chordata; Mammalia; Primates; Cercopithecidae. Gene Ontology annotation, cellular component: cytoplasm. The record is from RefSeq and is a predicted model, not a curated record.
GAGGGGAGCGGGCUCCGCUCGGCGCUGCUUUUUGCGACCUGGCCGUCAGCCCCACGUCGCCGGCCUGGAGGGGCGAAGAGGACGAGGGGGCCAAGGCUUCCUCCGGGGACAUUGGCUCUCUGGAUUAUCAAGAAUUUGUAGUUGACAUUGAAUCCAGGCUGAGGAUGGAAGGUGUGGAACUUAAAGAAGAAUGGCAAGAUGAAGAUUUUCCAAUACCUUUACCAGAAGAUGAUAGUAUUGAAGCAGAUAUAUUAGCUAUAACUGGACCAGAGGACCAGCCUGGCUCACUAGAAGUUAAUGGAAAUAAAGUGAGAAAGAAACUAAUGGCUCCAGACAUUAGCCUGACACUGGAUCCUAGUGAUGGCUCUGUAUUGUCAGAUGAUUUGGAUGAAAGUGGGGAGAUUGACUUAGAUGGCUUAGACACACCAUCAGAGAAUAGUAAUGAGUUUGAGUGGGAAGAUGAUCUUCCAAAACCCAAGACUACUGAAGUAAUUAGGAAAGGCUCAAUUGCUGAAUACACAGCAGCAGAGGAAAAAGAAGAUGGACGACGCUGGCGUAUGUUCAGGAUUGGAGAACAGGACCACAGAGUUGAUAUGAAGGCAAUUGAACCCUAUAAAAAAGUUAUCAGCCAUGGGGGAUAUUAUGGGGAUGGAUUAAAUGCCAUUGUUGUGUUUGCUGUCUGUUUCAUGCCUGAAAGUAGUCAACCUAACUAUAGAUACCUGAUGGACAAUCUCUUUAAAUAUGUUAUUGGCACUUUGGAGCUAUUAGUAGCAGAAAACUACAUGAUAGUUUAUUUAAAUGGUGCAACAACUCGAAGAAAAAUGCCCAGUCUGGGAUGGCUCAGGAAAUGUUAUCAGCAAAUUGAUAGAAGGUUACGGAAAAAUCUAAAAUCCCUAAUCAUUGUACAUCCUUCUUGGUUUAUCAGAACACUUCUGGCUGUUACAAGACCAUUUAUUAGCUCAAAAUUCAGCCAAAAAAUUAGAUACGUCUUUAAUUUGGCAGAACUAGCAGAGCUUGUCCCCAUGGAAUAUGUUGGCAUACCAGAAUGCAUAAAACAAGUUGAUCAAGAGCUUAAUGGAAAACAAGAUGAACCGAAAAGUGAACAGUAAGUUUGGCACCUAGUCCAAACAAGACUGAAGAAUGUGCUGAUGGAGCAGUGCUGUUUUUGCAUUCAUAAUGCAUUUAUUGGCCCAUAUUUUUAUGUAACCUGUUACAAAACCGACUUGACUUUUUCAUAAUGGACUUUUGUAUUAUACAAGGGACUGUUCACUGCUGUAUUGGUUUGCAAAUCUCUUGAAUUUAGCUCUUUAAUAGCUAACUGUAUUAUUAUUUUAUAUUUUGUAUUGCUAAAUAGCAGAGAACUACACUAUAUAAAGCAGUUUUUGCAUUUGUUUAUUGAAUGAUGCAUCUUCCGUGAAAUAUUUAUAUGCAUAAAUGGCAAGGGAAAGAUAAUAUAUAUUUUUAUGUUAUUGAGCAAUAUUUUUUAAUGUGUACCUGUCUUAUGGAAGAAAUAUGCAGGUAAAUAAGACCAUGAUUUUGUAAAGUACAUAUUAGAAUUUUUGUUUUUGUAAAUUGUUAAAUACAUUUCCUGAGUAACUUAGAAAAUUAAGUUUCUCAUAAGGCAACAGACGGUUAAACUGAUUCUCAUGAAUUGAAUACCCAAAGAUCAUGUAUAUAAUCGAAGUGUACCAUCCCAAGAUUUUUUUCUUAUUUAACAUAUAUUGUUUCAUAAUUCAGCAAGUACAAAUGCAAGUGCAUUGCACACUUUUUCCUUUUUAAACUUAAAGACAAGUCAAAAAGCCAUUUUUAGAACUAGAGGAUUUAAGAGGCUAGGAAUUGGGGUUUGUGUAUAUGUAUAUAUGGGACAUUUUAUCUUCUGGCCCAAAGUCAGAACUUUAUAAAAAUCUUGAGUUUGUUCACUAAUGUGAAAUAAGCUAUGUGUCCAGGGUAUUGCUCCCCUGAGUGUGUGUGAGUGCUGAGUAGUACUGCAGAGAAUGUGAUGAGUUAUUCACUGUCACAACUUUUUCUAUAGAAAACAGGGGCUGCUUUUUAAACUGCUCUCACUAUGGGCACUUUACCAAAAUACUUCCAUAUCAAUUAUUUGAACUCAGUAGUUGUUUGACCUAGUUAGAUCUGGUGUUUAUUCAAGUUUCUAUGAAAUCAUGUUUGACAAUACUGUAAAUUAGGUUAAUUUUGUAAGUCUGAGAGAGCAUCAUUAUAUUGUGCUGUUUUGGAUAACACAUUUGUUACAAGCAUUUAAACUGUUUCAUUUGGUAAGUACCUUUACAUUGAAAUAAAUUGUGUUUGUGCCUCCAAACA